UGCCAAUAAAACAUUACAAAAAUGAAAAUCUCUCUCUCUCUCUCUCGCUCUUAGAUUCUCUCUGUCUAUCCCCAUGUCUUCGAUCUGAUUUGGUUCCCAGGAGCCUAGUUCUACCGCAUGCUCUUAUCGUCCGUACACGAGCGAAGCCGAAUCAAAACUCUACCGUUUACUCUCUGAGACCGGAGUUUCUUUUCCCAUCAACUUCCAGUGAUUGUCAGGAUCAGUAGGUGGUGACAAUGUCGACUCCAUCUAGGAAGAGGCUGAUGAGAGAUUUUAAGAGGUUGCAACAAGAUCCACCUGCAGGCAUCAGUGGGGCACCCCAAGACAACAAUAUAAUGCUUUGGAAUGCUGUUAUUUUUGGUCCUGAUGAUACUCCGUGGGAUGGAGGUACGUUCAAGUUGACUCUGCAGUUCACGGAGGAUUACCCAAACAAACCACCAACAGUGCGAUUUGUUUCUCGAAUGUUUCAUCCAAAUAUUUAUGCCGAUGGAAGUAUUUGUCUGGAUAUUUUACAAAAUCAGUGGAGUCCUAUAUAUGAUGUGGCAGCUAUACUCACGUCUAUCCAGUCACUGCUGUGUGACCCCAACCCCAACUCUCCUGCAAAUUCGGAAGCGGCUCGGAUGUUUAGCGAGAACAAGCGCGAGUACAACCGUAGAGUGAGGGAAAUUGUGGAGCAGAGCUGGACAGCAGACUAACUCCAUGGGCCUCUGAUAGGGCACCCUUGAGUCUGUUUGAAAUGACGUUGCCGGUCAAAAAAAUUUGUGCAAACUCAACUUUUCUCUUGUAUUAUUCACAUGUGUUCCUAUCACAAUUGUUAGGCCUGUUUUAUUUUAUUUAAAUAUGAAUUGAUGCAUUGUGUGUUGUUGUUGUGCUUAUGUAAAAUAGAAUUUAUUUAUCACUUUA
This is a messenger RNA of Alnus glutinosa, 903 nucleotides long. RefSeq names its product ubiquitin-conjugating enzyme E2 2. The coding region runs from base 237 to 695 and encodes 152 amino acids. Gene Ontology annotation, biological process: DNA repair; protein polyubiquitination; proteasome-mediated ubiquitin-dependent protein catabolic process. The transcript is spliced from 6 exons. The record is from RefSeq and is a predicted model, not a curated record. Lineage: Eukaryota; Viridiplantae; Streptophyta; Magnoliopsida; Fagales; Betulaceae. Gene Ontology annotation, molecular function: ubiquitin conjugating enzyme activity.